GCCCCAGCUUGCUACAGGUUCGGACUCAUCCCCACCCACUUCCCCCGGGCCGGCCCCAAAGCGCCUGCCUCCUCCGUGCGCUGGCUGGCCAAGCCUGGGCUUCUGGCCGCAGAGCGGCUUUGCGCUGCCCUGCCCUCGCCCUAGAAUAAAGUAGCGGCCGCAGACAGCGCCUCCCCUCAAUGCACGCGAGCUAGCGAGCGAGCGCCGCCGCCGCCGCAGCCCGGAGGAGCGGCGAGCAGAACCCAGCCCGCGAGCGCCCCUGCCUCUGCCCGAGCCCAGCCUGCCCGCCCUGCGGAGGAGGAGGCCCCCGGCCCCGGCGGCAGCAGCAGCCGCAGCCGCAGCCGCAGCCGCAGCGUCAGCCCAGCAGCAGCGCGCCCGGCCGCCCAGCCACGGGUCCUGAAGAGGCUGCCAAAAUGCCUGAGGAAAGUUCUCCUAGGCGGACACCCCAGAAUGUCCCUUAUGAGAGCCUUCCCCACCUGGUCAAUGCAGAUGGGCAGUAUCUCUUCUGCAGAUAUUGGAAGCCCAAAGAGAUGCCAAGGGCUCUCGUGUUUAUCUGUCAUGGUGCUGGUGAACACUGUGGCCGCUACGAUGACUUGGCCCAGAUGCUGAAUGAACUUGGCUUGUUGGUGUUUGCUCAUGACCAUGUUGGCCAUGGACAGAGUGAAGGUGAAAGGAUGAUCGUGUCUGAUUUCCAUGUUUUCGUCAGGGAUGUGUUCCAGCAUGUAGAUCUCAUGCAAAAAGAUCAUCCUGGGCUUCCUGUCUUUCUUCUGGGGCAUUCCAUGGGAGGAGCCAUUUCCAUCCUAACUGCUUCCGAGAGACCAAAUAGUUUUUCUGGCAUGGUUUUAAUUUCACCUUUGGUGGUCGCCAGCCCAGAAUCAGCAACAACUUUCAAGGAAUUAUUGUACAACUUGAAAGGAAUAUUGCACUCAGCCACAGCCAAAGCAGCUCAUUGGAGUCCAUUCAUCAUUUGGGUCCUCGCUGCGAAAGUUCUCAACCUUGUUCUCCCCAACCUGUCCCUGGGGUCCAUCGACUCCAAUGUGAUUUCCCGAAAUAAGACCGAGGUCGAUUCCUACAACUCAGAUCCCCUGAUCUGCCGGACGGGGCUGAAGGUCUGCUUUGGCAUCCAGCUGCUGAACGCCGUGUCCCGGGUGGAGAGGGCCCUGCCCAGACUGACACUGCCAAUUCUGCUGCUGCAGGGGUCUGCCGACAAGCUGUGUGACAGCAAGGGGGCCUACGUGCUAAUGGAAGCUGCCAAAAGUCAGGAUAAGACCCUGAAGAUAUAUGAAGGUGCCUACCACGUCCUCCACAAAGAACUCCCCGAAGUGACAAGCUCUGUCUUCCAUGAAAUAAAAAUGUGGUUCUCUCAAAGGAUAGCUACAGGAGGAGCCACUGCCAAUCCCUAAGCAUUUCAGCCUGAUUACCAUGUCAUGGUCUGUGGGAAAUAGGCAGAGAAAGGGGUGGAAGCUGGUUUCUUAGCUUCAUCUUUACCAAAAUCUCAAAUUGGAGGGAUUCCUAGCACAAUUUGUUUAAAAAAAAAAAAAGUAGACAUUCCUAUUAUGGGAUGACCCCCCUUUCAGCUAUUUGAACAAUUUCCCUUAAGGGGAGGGGGUGGGAAGGGAGAAACCCUUUAUGGGAAAAGGGAACCGGGUGGGGAAAGAGCUAUAGGCGAAUCUCAAGAUAGGGUCUAUAUGCCAAUGAUUAUAGAAAGGAGCCCCUGUGCACCAACUCUCCCACCCACCACGUGGUUUCUCUUGGAAGCCUGGUAUUACAUGCAGGGAGGUAGGAGGAUCCUCUCUACCUAUACUGCAAUAUUUGCAGAGGUUUUAUAACUGACAGUUUGUUGAGUUUCUCCUCCUAAUAUGAUCUGAAGGACUCCCGUCCUGUUCCUGCAUGUCCCAACUCCCAUUUGAUGUUCAAAUAGAAAAUGAGUCCUUUAGCCCAAGGAUCCAGGUAGGAGAUUUAUUUGGUCAUGGGAUCAAUGUAAAUCAUUCCAUGAUCUAAUUCAUGGCUAAUUCCGCUGGCUGGGAUCUGUAGAGCUUCCUGGGUGAGGCUGAUGUCCCACAGGAAAAAAAAAAAACAAACAAAAAACUGAACAUGGGAGCACAUUAAGCUCCUUCUCAAUAUAAUCAGGUUUUCAGUGGAAAAUCAGUAUGAAAUAUUUAAAAGGAACACAAAUAAUAACAGCACAAAUCAACAUAAGAGGAGAGAAUUCUCUAUCUUCCCCAAAUAGACCCUUCCCCUUUCAAAGGACGGAAGCCCUGUAAUUAACAGAUCUGCUAUAUACCUUCAAAGAGUCUGCCUAGACUUGUUUAACCACUGACACUAUGAAAGAAAAAAAAUCAUAUUUAAUAUAAAAUGUUUAAUAUAUGAUUGCAUAUUAUAAGAUAUAUAGUAUUUUGGUGGUUGGGAGAAAGCUAAUUAUCAGAAAUCAAGGGGGUUUGAGAUAACAUUGCUGAAAAAAAAGAAAGUCCAUGGUGGUGAUGAGUAAAACCAUCAAAGCCCAUGACGGUUGGCCGGCAAAGCUCUUCACAGCUCUAUCUUCUUUAAAGGGUGCCGUUGGGAUCACUUCCAUCUCCUAACAUGGCUCUAGACGGCUGUGUUUGCCCCCAGCUUUGCCCCCCAUCAGCCUUGGGGAAGACAAGAGUGGACUUUGCUGGUAGGGACUCUGCAGUGUUCCGUUGCUCUUUGGAAGAUAUUCAUCACUCUGAAGAAGAACAGGACGUAAGGCUCCUUUCCAGGGUCCUCCCCCCACCCAUAUCCCCCAGCCUGGCUCUCUGGAAGAGAGCAGCUCUGUCCACGGCCAUCUCAGGCUAAGGCCCAACUGUCUCUUGGAGUUAGAACCAGCACGACUUGUGGAAGAUAAUCAUUGAAAAUGGGAUAGUUUGGGCAGAGAACUGGUGAUACCAAGAGUACUGCUCUGAUAGUCUGACAUGGAGGAAGCUAAAGCAAGUCUGAAUUACCCAGGAGAUAAAAUGAGAGAAAACAGGCCCUUCGGAGGGGAGGUUGGUGUGCGUGAUGAGCAAACCCUGAAGACAGUCUUCCUUCCUUCAUCAAUUCUGCAUGGAGGGCACUUCUUACCCCAGGGUUUCCCAUCAAGCCCGUGGUGUGCAGAACCUCGUCCAGAUCAUCUCCAGUUGCUGAAAGACGUGGGAACGUAGAAGAAAAACUGACAUGGCAGAGUUGCUGCUUGGGGAACUCCUCCCUAAAUUCUUCGGUGCCUUCAGAAUGCAAGGAGGGUCACCGAACAUUUCCUGGAGAAGUCACCAGUACUGAGGACACAGCUACCUCUGGUGGAAGGAUCGGGUGCUCCAAAACCGCCAGCACAUUCUCCCCAGUCUUGUCUGGCUCAACGGCAGUGGACCUUGGAGAAGAGAUGGGGGAAUCGUCUGCCUCAUUUUCCAAGUCUGCCCAGCACAGCCAGAAGAAUUUAAUAACCCUAAAAAUAUAAAAGUGGGGAAUCCAGAAGCAGAUUGGAAUUUUGCAUAAUUAACAAACAGAAUUCAAGGGGGAGUCACUUCCUUGAGCCAAAGAGGGAAACUUGUCAUCUCUCUCUCAGGCCCUGACAGUGGAGUAAAAAGAGGCGGAGGGAGGAUGCUCCAGGCCCUGAUUCCAAUCCAGUGGCCCGUUUCUUCUCAGGUGUGUGUCCAUCUGCCUCCCUUCACCUUUCCUCUCUCCUCUUCUCUUCCCCUCGGUGAACGCCAGCAAUAACAAGGGGUCACGUGGCUAAGACACUGUCUUUUCCAAAAAUGGACUUAAAAAAAAACAAAACUCUACAUGGUUCAUCAGAUACAAAUUCCAUGGCUGUUGGGAAGCUCCCAGAGGAACAAUUCAAGGAGCAAACCCCCACCACAAGGGUCCCUCCCACCCAUCAGCCUGCAGGAUUCAUUUCUGUUUCCAAAACUGCACGUAGACUCCAACCUCGCCCGCUGAAACGCCAACACCAGUUUCACAACAGAGAGGGAAAAAUUACAUCUUUCAACCUGCUGAGAAGUCAGAUUUUGGCCAAAUGCCUUCCUUCCUUUUCAGGCCUCAAACCAGCUGUGGAUGAGAAGGUGAGGCAGAACCUUGGCAAAGUCAUUGCUGAAAUAUCCCUGCCUCGUCUCCCAGGAGCUAAAAAGGUGCUUCUUGCUCUCAUUCCAGCCCUUUUGUGAGGCACCGGUUUCUAUGCCUAGGUUAUGGGAACUGACAGUAAGAACUACUACUGGCACAGCCUCACCCAUGCCUACCAGCUCCAGGAGCCCGCUCCGGCCAUGAGAGCCAGGUGAUGAGACGAGCCACCUCAGAGAGAUGGAAACCUCUCCCCCCAAUCCCACCAGACAAGGUGACCCUGGUCACCUAGCUCAAAGGCUGCCACUCUAAGGGGAGGAGGGUCUUCCUCCUGAGCUCAGUUCCGAUGAGAUUCAGAGAAUGACAAACGGCACCUGGGGAGACCAUGAGCAAUUUCUUACCCAUCUUAGCCAGGGCAUUACCAAAGGCAGGAGACAGACAGGCACCUGUGGGUUCAUUGGCAAGAGAUGCUUUAGUCUGUUUGGUUUCAGAUGUCUGUCCAGAUGAUGUGAUUUCCUCUCCUUUAGAGUCAGUGGCCUGAGGAGGGGGAAAUAAUGCAGAGAUUGUAUUCUGGGCAAAAGAUUAACCCACAUCUGCUUAGCAGGACCAAA
This is a messenger RNA of Sarcophilus harrisii (Tasmanian devil), 4658 nucleotides long. It is a transcript of the gene MGLL, whose product is annotated as monoglyceride lipase. Gene Ontology annotation, cellular component: membrane. The transcript has 9 exons. NCBI's taxonomy places the organism in Eukaryota, Metazoa, Chordata, Mammalia, Dasyuromorphia, Dasyuridae. Bases 414 to 1403 code for a protein of 329 amino acids. Gene Ontology annotation, molecular function: lipase activity. The record is from RefSeq and is a predicted model, not a curated record.